AAAAAGAAAAAGAAAAGCCUCUUCUCUCUCUCUCAGCCUCUCUAAAACCCUAUUCAUACUCUCUGAUACUGAUAGUGAUAUUUGAACAAUGGAGGAGGCGCAGCUGAACCAGUUGAAGCAGUUCGUCGAGCAGUGCAAGUCCGAUCCCUCCGUUCUCGCCGAUCCUUCCCUCUCCUUCUUCCGCGAUUACCUCGAAAGUCUCGGAGCUACUGUGCCUUCCUCUGCUAGCAACAAGGAAGAUUCGAAACCGAGGAGCUAUGUAGUGGAGGAGAGCGACGACGACAUGUCGGAGGAGGCUGAGCCGGAGCCGGUUCAUGUUCAGGAAGAAGAGGAAGAAGAGAUAGUCGAAUCUGAUCUCGAGCUCGAAGGCGACAUUGUGGAGCCUGACGAUGAGCCUCCUCAGAAGAUGGGAGACGCAUCGGUCGAGGUCACUGAAGAGAACCGUGAUGCCUCGCAGGCGGCCAAGGGUAAAGCUAUGGAGGCCAUUUCAGAAGGUAACUUGGACGAAGCCAUUGAGCAUCUUACUGAGGCAAUUUUGCUCAAUCCUACUUCGGCUAUUAUGUACAGCACCAGAGCCAGUGUAUACAUAAAAAUGAAAAAACCUAAUGCCGCCAUCCGUGAUGCCAACGCUGCUCUUGAGAUCAAUCCUGACUCUGCUAAAGGCUACAAAUCUCGUGGCAUAGCUCAUUCAAUGCUUGGUAAUUGGGAAGAGGCUGCGAAGGAUCUCCACUUGGCAUCAAAGCUAGACUUUGAUGAGGAAAUUAGUGCCGUACUUAAGAAGGUUGAACCAAAUGUACACAGGAUUCAGGAACACCGUCGUAAGUAUGACAGGCUUCGAAAGGAAAGAGAGGACAGAAAGAUUGAGCGUGACAGACAACGUCGCAAAGCUGAGGCCCAGGCUGCAUAUGAGAAGGCUAAGAAGAAAGAGCAGUCGUCUUCUAGUAGAAGACCUGGAGGCUUUCCUGGUGGAAUGCCUGGAGGCUUCCCAGGAGGGAUGCCAGGUGGUUUUCCAGGGGCAGGAGGUAUGCCAGGUGGUUUUCCAGGGGCAGGAGGUAUGCCAGGUGGUUUUCCAGGGGCAGGAGGGAUGCCAGGUGGCUUUCCAGGCGCAGGAGGAAUGCCUGGAGGCUUUCCAGGGGCAGGAGGUGCACCUGGAGGCUCUGCAGGAGGGGCUCCUGGAAACAUUGACUUCAGCAAAAUAUUAAAUGACCCAGAAAUGAUGGCUGCAUUUAAUGAUCCAGAAGUUAUGUCUGCUCUGCAAGAUGUGAUGAAGAACCCUGCUAAUCUAGCAAAGCAUCAAGAAAAUCCCAAGGUGGCUCCUAUUAUUGCUAAGAUGAUGAGCAAAUUUGGUGGACCAAAGUGAAAGUUCCCGAGUGGUCAUGAUGUUUAUGGGAGAUGAGUGAGAUUGUGUCUUAACAUAGUGCUAUACAGGAUAGUUUCAUGUGCAGUAGCUUGAUGGAAUUGUGCAACUCAUUUACAGUUUUGGUGAAACUCUCAUAGUCUGGUGGAUCAUAUCUGUCUGACGAUCCAUUGUCAAAAUUUUAUCAACUUAAUGGAGGGUUACGGUUUUCAGAU
This is a messenger RNA of Fragaria vesca subsp. vesca, 1572 nucleotides long. RefSeq names its product FAM10 family protein At4g22670-like. Gene Ontology annotation, molecular function: Hsp70 protein binding; protein dimerization activity. Bases 89 to 1360 code for a protein of 423 amino acids. NCBI's taxonomy places the organism in Eukaryota, Viridiplantae, Streptophyta, Magnoliopsida, Rosales, Rosaceae. The transcript is spliced from 11 exons. The record is from RefSeq and is a predicted model, not a curated record.